GCACGCACUGGAUCAGCUCCAUCCCACCUCGGAAAUACCAACCAGGUGCUGCAGCUCCUUCCUGCCCGGAGCUCCAGCGGUCUCCCGCCGUGUUGUGCUGUGAUGUGACGGGGGAGAAACCCGCAGUAAACACCAGGCAGCCAGUGAGUGAAACCCUCCCCCCCCCUUCAGCCUGUGUGUACCCGGGCUUGCAUGGCUCUCGGUCGGCCCGGCCGGACAAUAGACAGACCUCUUGCCCGCUAGUAGCAGAAGCUUCUCCCCGAUCCCUGCAGCACUCUCCGCGGCUCCAAAUGGCUGGACACGAGUGGGAAGACUGGUUCGAGCGGGAGGAAUUCAUCGGACAGAUCAGCGACAUCCGAGUGCAGAAUCUGCAAGUUGAAAGAGAACUGGUUCAGAAGAGGACCUUCACCCGAUGGAUCAACCUACAUUUAGAAAAGUGUGACCCGCCCAUUGAGGUGCAUGAUCUCUUCCAGGACAUCCAGGAUGGACACAUCCUCAUGGCCCUGCUGGAGGAGCUCUCCGGCUGCAAGCUGCUUCAUCGUUUCAAGAAGUCCUCCCAUCGUAUUUUCAGACUCAACAACAUCGCCAAGGUCCUGUCUUUCCUGGAGGAGAGAAACGUAAAGCUGGUCAGUAUCGAUGCAGCUGACGUCGCAGAUGGAAAUUCGUCCAUCGUCUUGGGACUCAUCUGGAAUAUCAUCCUCUUCUUCCAGAUUAAGGAGGUCACUGGGAACAUCAGGAGCCAGUUCCCCUCCUCUUCCAGCCUAUCGUCCAUCCCCACCAGCUCUGACUCUGACACCUCCUACUGCAGCACGCCAUCAGACGAGAGACCGUCCGCAUCCAUAGCCAUGCGAGAACACAGCAAGGCCAUCAAGAAACUGCUGCAGUGGGUUCAGAAGCGAACACGCAAGUAUAGUGUGGCAGUGCAGGACUUUGGGAAGAGCUGGACAAGUGGUCUGGCCUUCCUGGCUGUCAUUAAGUCCAUUGACCCCAGCCUGGUCGACAUGAGGAAGGCACUGCUGAGGACCGCCAAGGAGAAUCUGGAGGACAGCUUCAGGAUAGCCCACUUCAGCCUGGGUAUCCCGCGCCUGCUGGAGCCCGAGGACGUGACCAUCAAUCCACCAGAUGAGCAAUCCAUCAUGACCUAUGUGUCACAGUUCCUGGAGCACUUCCCUGGCAUAGAGGAGCCGGAGGAGCCCUGCCAGCUGAUUGAACGAAGUGUCUCUAUGGGCCGACUCAACUUCCGCAACAGUGACUCCAACCUCCUAAGGAAUAGCACUCAACAAAGCCGAGUGAAGGAGAGGUCCUACAUGUUCCAGAGGGUCUGUUCCCAACCCCCACCCAAAAUCUUAAUUUCCUCUGUGUCAGAGGACAGGAGCAGCAUGUCACCCCCCUUCAGGCCGCCCGCACCUCGCUCGUGGUCCAGUGAAGACUUCUUAGCAGAUUCCCCCCACAUGGAAGACCUGUCCAGCAGUGUGGUUGAAGAGCCCAAGGAAUCUGCCAGUGAGGUCUUAACCAACUUAGCCUCCAACUCCCCACAACUGUCUGACACUCAGUCGCCCACAGGCUCAUCACUGCCUGAGUCUGGAAACACUGAGUCAGUAAUUGGCGACUCAGCAAUCAGCUCGCCAGACUCCUGGGUGGAGAGCGAGUUUGGGGUGAUAUCCGAGAAGUUUUGUGAAAGCCGAAGUGACAGUUCUUUGUGUGACAGUGGAACAGCCUGGGAUGUGUAUCGUGCCACCCCCGUGGAGGUCACUACUCUUGAUGAAGAACUUGUCCUAUCCUUAGAGGAUCGAGCACCCGAUGAGUCAUCGAUUACUGAGUCGUAUAUUGAUGAAGGGAUUUAUUCACUGAGCUCAUUGGAGAGCACCCAGGAGAGAAUCCAAAGGCAUUCUGAGAAAACGCAAGUGGAAGGAGUGAAAGAGAAAGAGACAAACCUUGAGAAGUACAACCAGGACAUGGCACUAGGACAGGUCCCUGAUCAUAGCAAAGCUCACAUUACGAAAGAAGUAGACUCUAAACAGAUAGCUACAAAUCAGAGCAGAGAGCAAGAACCUUCUUUUGGACUGUGUAAUGCAGAAGAUGGUGUUGGAAAUCCCUUUGAAACUGGUCAGUCUAACCAGUCCCAACUCAAGCAAACCAGUGUUGAAGAGAGCACUUACAAAGAAUCGGAAUGUUUAAAGAAAGCUGUGGACUUUAUUGGGGAUGGACAAGACCAUGAAGGACAAAUUAAUGGUCAAACUGAAAGUCAGAAUGAGAGUAAUAACUCUGAGGAGUUUGAAGUGGAAACUGAAUGUCAGAAAAAUGAUUCUUUGUCAGAGCAGACAAGACGGGAUUCAAGAGGAGGGUCAGGGGUUUUAAAUGAAAGGGGUGAAGGGGUUGUAGAAACACAAUAUGGUGCAAGUGAAGAAGACUACCCAGAUGCUCAAGAAAGAUUUAGCUCAGAGACUUUAGCAAACAUGCAUCCAACCAACCAAGACACAGCUUCAAAAACAAGUCUGGAUACAAGCAUGGGCAUAAAUAUUCCUCUGAUCUCUAUUUCCAGUGAGCCCGAAGAGCAGGACGAAGAGGAGACAUGUGACCCAGAUGGGCAAGAUCAUGCUGGGGGUGAUGAGGUACAUCAGGCAGAGGGUACUGACACAGAUGUCAACAUCCUUGAAAAUCCACCUGAAUUGUGCUGUGACUCCAAUUACAAUGUUGACAAAAACUCAGAAAAUGUUAAACCAACCGCUUCAGAACAAAUACAGGACAUAGAAAGUGGGCAUUCGGUUGAACAUGACAUCAGCAGAUCAUCAAAUGCAUAUGACAUAAGUGGGCCAGACACAGGAGAUAACAAGGCAAUAAGUGAAGCCAAACAGGAAUGUGAGUCUCCUCACCACGACUCUGAGACAGGUAACACUGAGAAGGACUUGAUUUCCCAGACUUCUUCUACGGAUGCUGAAUCUCAACCUGUGAAUACUGAACAGGAAAUUGAUUCCACCGAUCAACCUGAUGGACACGAGGACAAACUGGGGGACACCUUUUCUGACAAUGAAACAGCUACCACGCAGCAGAACACAUUAGCUUCAGUCAACUCGAAACCGAACGGUACUACAGGGAUUUCGUGUUAUGAACCAGGUAGUGUAUCCAGAGUGAUGGACUUGUUUUAUACAGACUUGGAUCAAAAUUCUCCCACAGAGGACGUAGAUGGUGACGCUAUCGAACCCAUGGAUCUGUUCUACCCUGACAAAGAGGAGCCCAUGUUUACAGAGCCACCUGAUACUGAAAUGCAGAGUUGGCCUUCAGUUUUGAGUGUAUCUGCUCUCCAGCCAGCACCGGCUUCAGAGACUCAACCUGACCAACCACUCGACCUGCUGGGUGAGGACGACUUCAGGAAUGGAGUGGAUUCGAUAAAAGAGAACGACAAGGUGAUCAUCAAGACCAACCAGGAGACGGACAAAGCAUCUAAAUCCCAGGAACACCGUUUGUCAUCCGGGGAGAAGAUAGGAGGAUUCUGGGGUGCUGAUGUUCCAGGAGACAGUAGUGAUCUCAGUGAGGCUGAGCAGCAUAGUUUAGGCUCUGCCAGGGAAAGCACAGAGCUUGUGAGGAGUGACAUUAAAAGUUUCAACGGACAGGAUGAAAGCCAGAUCCCUCCAGUUCUCCGUCACAGAAAGGGGGCUCGCAUCACUCAGUCCAUGGACAAUCAGACGGCCGUGACUGCAGCGACCAGAGAAGCUGACAACGGCGAAUCCGAUUUUUGGCGGAGUGAGAGCUGGGAGCUCUAUCUGCUGCUGCUGCUGUGGCUGCUCCUCUAUUGUUUCUUGCUGCUGCCACAGAUGGACCUUAAGACACUGCCCAGCCUGCUACUGAACCUUAACCAGUGAACACACACACACACACACACACACACACACACACACACACACACACACACACACACACACACACACACACACACUUACAGCUCAACUGCCACUCCGCUGUCCUUUUCAUUACAAGGACCAGAUCAAGUGAAGGCAUUUAAAAGAUGUGUGUUUCAAACUACUCAAGCUUUUUUUAGAUUUUCGCUUUUUAGCUUUUGAUGUGGCUUGAAGUAAUCAAUGUUUUAGGGCCACUACGUGGGGAAAAUGAAGUUGCAAUAUUUUGAGAAAAACUCAUAAUGUUAUGAGGAUAAAAUUGUAAUUUAACAAGAUAAAGAGUCCUAAUCCAUCAAUAAUAAGGUUGUAAGAUUUGAGUUGAGUUUUACAUUUAUAAAAAAGUCAAAUUAAAAUGAAAAACUCCAAUAAUUGCACAUUUGAUUGUAAUUAGAUGAGGAAAAGUUCUUAAGAUUUUAAGUCAGUGCUAUGAAAAUAAAUGUGCAAUUCUGAAUAACUCUCAUAAGAAGUUAGUCAUAACUUCCUUGUAAAAUCAAGACGUAUUCUAUUCUCACAUGAUUUAUGACUUAUGACUUGCUGAGCAAAUUCAAAAUGUGCUCUCGCGAGAACUCUGGAUAACUUUAUUCUCCAACUAUUGACAAUUUACUUAUCAAAUUAUGGCUUUAUUUGUGCAACAUUAUAACUUUUUCUCAAAAUUACAACUUCCUUCUCAUAACAUUGCCAUGUUUCUCCUAACUGUGGCCCUGAUAUUGUGUUUUAAAGACACUAUAGAAGUUAGUGGUUUAUUGCUGUGCAAAGCCGACAGAGCCAACAUGACUGUAUAGCACAUUAUGAUUUGUAGAUAUAUAUACUAUGGAUAUAUGGAUGCAGAGCUGCCACUCUGAAUAGCCAUUUAAGAAGAUGUUAAAAGUAAAACUACUUUAAGCUGAUCAUAUAAACUGGAGAUAGUGGAGCUGAAGCAGGAAAGUGAAGAAAAAAAAGAAUAAUGUGAUACAGCCAAGAUGUUUCAGCUUUUGUGCCUGUACCAUUGUAAAGAUAAUUAAUGAAGGGGAAUUUUGAUCUGCACUUUUGAAAAUUAAUACAAACUGCCAAAGAUAGUGGUGGAAGUGCUCAUACACAAAGUAUACAAGUCACCAGUAAUGGAAAUCUUGUUUUUAACACGUAGUAAAGUCUAGUUUCACUCUUGUACUAAAGCAUCACCCCCCCCCCCAGCUCUAUAUUGUAUAAUAGUUGAGGCAGAAUAUGUAUUUGUAAUAUUUUAUGGCUCAUAUUGGAUUUUUAAGAAGUUUUAUGACAAAGAAAUGUUUUAUGUGAUUGAGCUAUGCUUGAGCUUGUCCAAGCCUGUCAAUGGAAAGAGAAUGCUUUACAAUGAAAUGUUAUUUUUAAAUAUUGUCUGGAAUGAAGCGCUAUGACUAGGUUAAGACCCUUGUUCGUUCAUCCACACCAGUCGACCUGUGAAGUCUCUGUUUCCUCUGGAUAUGAAUACAACUCCUCCAUCCACUGACUGAGGGCCAUUUAUUCCAACAAUCCUGCUCAUCAUCCCACAGGGCAUCCAUAGAUUGUUAAUAUUAAUGGACAAAGCAUCCGGUUCGGCAAAGUGCUGCAAAUGCGGAAGUGCCUUAAACCUGCAUCUUAUCUGAAUUCCAGCAGGGGGCGACACGUGCGGUUGCAAAAGGAGGUCGGUUUUUGUAGAAGUCUAUGAGAAAGUGACCCACUUCCCACGUGAUUUAUGACCUCAGUAAAAAUGUUCAUUAUGAGCUUAUGGUCUCAAUUGCUAGUUUUAAGUCUUCUGCAACACAGAAUGAUGUUCAUGUUUUGAAUUAUGGUCUCGUUGAUUUUAAAAUCGACGAUAAAGCAGGGGGUGUGUUAGGACGUGGCUAUGAUGUGAUUGACAGUCUGCGGCCGGUCUUAUAUGUAAUAUAACUAUGGGACAAAGAUAUAUUUAAAACCUAGCAAAGCUAAAUCUUACCUUGAAUUAUGUAGGCUAGCUUUCAGCAGCAGUUGCAUCCAGAUUGCCAGUGAACGUGUAUAACGUAACGUGGAGUGUAAGCAGCGUUGCCAACUCUCAGCUAACGUCACAGUCAGAUAGCGCCCGACAAUCUAUGUCUCCUCCAUCCCUCACUCCUCCCUCUCGUCUAAAAUCAUCACAUCCUCAACCAGGAUGGCUGCGCCCGUAACGGCUAACUCGACGACUCAUAGCAGAUCUCCACAAACCAAUGGGUGACGUCACACAUGCUCUGUCCAUUAAUAUUAACAGUCAAUGAGUGCAUCACAGUCACAUCUCAAGUGUGUGUGCGGAUGUGUUUUUGUACUUUUAUCCUUGUGAGAACUAGAGCUGUGUCCCAAUUCCAUACUAAUUACUAAGUGCAUAAAGCAGUGCUUCUCAAAUCCUGGAGCCAAGGUCCGCAUCCAGACCCAGCCCAUAAACCUUG
This is a messenger RNA of Perca fluviatilis (European perch), 6283 nucleotides long. It is a transcript of the gene clmna, whose product is annotated as calmin a. Gene Ontology annotation, molecular function: actin filament binding. Gene Ontology annotation, biological process: nuclear migration. Gene Ontology annotation, cellular component: cytoplasm; nuclear outer membrane; meiotic nuclear membrane microtubule tethering complex. The coding region runs from base 291 to 3860 and encodes 1189 amino acids. The transcript is spliced from 13 exons. Lineage: Eukaryota; Metazoa; Chordata; Actinopteri; Perciformes; Percidae. The record is from RefSeq and is a predicted model, not a curated record.